Messenger RNA from Rotaria socialis, 609 nucleotides. The record is from the annotation of a GenBank genome assembly. Lineage: Eukaryota; Metazoa; Rotifera; Eurotatoria; Philodinida; Philodinidae.
AUGCAUUUAUUUCUUGUUUGGCGUGAAAUGGAAGAUCAGCUUAGUUCCAUAGGACAUUCAAUUGAAACUUUUCUAUGGGGAGAUAGUCGUGCUCGACAUACAUUUUUAAUAGCAUGUACUGAUGAACAUCCUUUAUUAUUAAUGGAAAUUGAUCUUGGUGAUCAUGCGAAAGGAGUCCGUAAAAGUAUGAAAUUAAAUAUUGUUGAUUUGGAGGAAGUACCUGAAUCAAUAUCUAAAAUUGAAUUGAUUGGUGAAAUUAAAUCACCAACAGCAUUAGAUCAUCUAAUUCGAACAGCAGAAACCUAUAUAAAAGAGCAUCCAAAUUAUCAUGUAGUUUUAAAUAAUUGUCGAACAUUCGUUGAAUAUCUUAUUGAUCAAAUACCUGAACUUCGCGAUUCUGUACCACGUAAAAAUGGAUCUGUACUUGAAUAUUAUCAUUCACGAGCGAAACAUGAAAAUCCCGGUGCGAUAGUCAAAAGUAAAAAAAUGAUAAGAGACAUACGCGAUUUACAUCGACAUAACAAACAAUAUAAAUAUGCCAGUCAAUUAGUACUACAAGUAGAAUUACCUAAACUGGAUGAUAAUCAUAAUAAUGAAGCACGAUUUUAA